AAAGGUAAUUGAAACCAACCCUAAGCUCUUUUUAUCUCUGCCCUAAAGGUAGCCCCGAUUAUUGCUGACUUAAGCGUCGGAUUGUCUACCCCAAGUUCCACCUCGGGGCUUUGCAGGUCAUCCCGGAGUGCAAGCGUGGACUGGAGAAGGACUUCUGGUUUGGUGCAAUUACAUUGGCGCCGUCUGUGGGAAUCGAACUGAAAGCUCCCUAGUUGCUCUUCUGUCAUGGUUCACACUCGAUUGAUCCGAGUUGGUAAUUCAUCUCUGCCUCAUGGGCAAGGUCAACCCCCCAACAACCUUCCACCUCUGAUCCCACCUCAGAUCCCACCUCAAUUUCCACCUCAGGAUCAUGCAGAAGGAGGAGAUGAAAACCAACCCCAUACCUCAGCUCACAAUUCAACUUCCACGGCCAACCAAGAUGUGGUGACAGCUCAGCUUGCUACCAUGCAGCAGCAGUUUGGUGUUUUUCAGUUGGUACUGGCUCAGCUUUUAGCUAGAAAUAAUCCUGGUGAUCCUCUCAUUAAUUUACUAAAACCUGCUCAACAACCCCCAGCUCCACAACAGAAUCCUCAACCGGUCCAAUCUGCUCCCGUUGUUAGUGAAUCUCAGGGUCAAUCCCACAUAGCACCCGCUCAACAACCCAUCCCUGAUAAUGUUACUCGCCGUCUCGAUAGCCUGGAGAAGCUAGUAGCCGAACACCGAGGUGCUCCACCCCCACAUCAUGCUGCUGAUUCUAUACCUCACCCUCUGAAUACCAACAUUACGCUGGAACCCUAUCCCAUUGGCUUCAAAAUACCACAACUGGAGACUUAUGAUGGGACGAAGGAUCCCGAUGAUCACCUGCAUGCUUUCUACUCUUGUAUGCAAGCUCAGAACGCCUCUGACGCGUUAAUGUGCAAAAUCUUCCCCUCUACUCUGCGAGGGGCUGGCGCUCUCUUGAUUGGUCCAGAGGGAUACCGAAGUGAACAUGCCCUGAAGUUCAAUUUCGAUGCAACAAAUAACAUGGCUGAAUAUGAAGCUCUACUACUUGGUCUACAACUCGCACUAGAAUUGAAAAUCAAUGCAAUUCAAGUAUAUAGUGACUCUCAGCUGGUGGUGAACCAAAUCAACUCUGUUUGCGAAGUCGUCGAUCCUGUGAUGGUAAAGUAUGUAGCCUUGGUGGCCAAGCUGAAGUGCAAAUUUCAGAAAUUCUGUCUGAGUAAAAUCCCCCGAGCUGAGAAUGAACAGGCAGAUUCACUCUCCAAGUUUGCCUCUGAUAGCUCUUUAAGCUCCAGAUCCGUUUUUGUAGAGGUCUUAGAUGAACCAAGCUUCACGAAGCCUCGGGUGAUGGAGAUUAGCACCAACCCUGACACGCCGAGCUGGACUAAUUUAAUUGUCUCCUUCUUACGAGAUGGGAUAGUGCCUGAGGAUAGGCAGGAGGCAAUGAAAUUAAGGAAGACAGCAUCUCGAUAUACACUUGUUGAUGGAGUCCUGUAUAAGAGAUCUUUCUCACUUCCUCUUCUACGAUGUUUAAACCCUUAUGAAGCUGAAUACGCACUUCGAGAGGUACAUGAAGGUGUCUGUGGGAGCCACGUCGGUGCUAGAACUCUGGCUCACAAAGUCUUAAGACAAGGAUACUACUGGCCAAACAUGUACAAAGAUGCCACUUACUUUGUUCAGAAAUGCCCGCAAUGUCAAUUCUUCACACACCUGACUCAUCAACCAGCAGAAGAGCUCACGAACUUGGUAGCGCCGUGGCCAUUCGUUCAGUGGGGACUGGAUCUUUUAGGCCCAUUUGUGAAAGGGGUUGGUGGUUUAACCCAUCUGAUUGUUGGUGUAGAUUAUUUCACGAAGUGGGUUGAAGCUCGGCCUUUAUCUAGUCUUACCUCUAAGAAGGUCAAAGAUUUUGUUUUCAGUUCGAUCAUCUGCAGAUAUGGGAUUCCAAAUCAGAUUGUGGCUGAUAAUGGAACUCAAUUCAAUUGCUCCUCAUUUCGAGAUUUCUGCUCUAGUUAUGGGAUCAAGUUACAAUUCACCUCCGUUUACCAUCCAGAGUCCAAUGGCAUGGUGGAAUCUAUUAACAAAUGCAUUUUGGAAGGUAUAAGGCCGAGAUUGGAGCAGCAUAAGGCCAAGUGGGCAGACAGAACCACGAGCCGAACUGCCACAGGUACCCCUUUUAAACCAAGUUUAUUUGAUUAAUUUCUAUAGUAUUUCAUUUCUUCUGCCAUCCUUAGAGCAAAUAUGCAUAAUGCAUAAUGCGCAUUCUAAAGUUAUAAUUAACUGAAAUAGGUGAA
Rubroshorea leprosula is the source of this 2270-nucleotide messenger RNA. The record is from the annotation of a GenBank genome assembly. NCBI's taxonomy places the organism in Eukaryota, Viridiplantae, Streptophyta, Magnoliopsida, Malvales, Dipterocarpaceae.